AUGAAAGACGCUCGCCGUUCGCCGCCGCUGGCCAAAGACCAUUCCGACACCACAGUCGCGAGCAGCACCGCACUCCCUCUAGCCCAAGAUCUGCCCGACGCCAACCUCGACAAAGCCGACCCUGAUUCCGGGUCUGAGCUUGAGCUCACCGACUUUGACAUGGUCAAGAAGAAGAGGUCGUUUCGCCUUGACAGGCGGCCGUUGUCGCGCCAGGACAAUGUCAACUACGGCGCCGUGAGCACCUCGCCAUACCACAGCCAGUCACCAUCCGAGGCCGACUCCGAGGAAUACCGACACCGUCCUAGCUAUGCGCGCGACACGAGCCGUAGCCAUCGAUCGGCUUUAUCGCGGUCAUCUUCGAGGGUCUCGGAGGACCUCGACGGCGCGAUCCUCGUGUCCGGAGUCGAAGGCCGCUUUGGACCCGCCGAAACGCCGCUCGUCGACAUCUUCAGCAACGGAAAGCCCGAUGAUUUAGACAGUGAUCAAGAAGACGUAUUUUCUGUCCACGACGACACGUCGACAGUCGAAGAGGAGGAUGAGAACUCCCCUCACGAAGCCGUCCGGGCUUCUGUGCCUCCCACAGACGACACGACCUUGUCAAUAAACACUCCGCGAAUGUGGUGCCUGUCUUUUCUCUUUUCAAUAUUGGGCUCAUCGACCAAUCUAUUCUUUUCUCUCCGAUAUCCGAGUGUCGCCAUCACACCCGUUAUCGCGUUACUACUCGUGCAUCCUCUCGGCUUAUUCUGGGACGUGGCUCUCAAGCGGUCCUACGACCCCGAGGAAAUAUUUGUUGACGGCGUACUUCACUCGACUGUCCCUGGCGAGAAUGAGCCGCCGGCAAGACGAACGAAGACCCUCCGCUCGUGGCGGCAAUGGUUCGCGCAGGGACGUUGGAACGAAAAGGAACACACAUGCGUCUACGUGAGCAGCAAUGUCGCCUUUGGCUUCGCUUUCGCGACCGACGUCAUUGUUGAGCAGACUCAAUUUUAUAACCAGACGGCGCCGAUUGCCUACCAGCUACUACUCACUAUAUCGACCCAAAUUCUGGGCUAUGGCUUUGCGGGUAUGGCGCGUCGAUUUCUCGUCCGUCCCAGCGGCAUGAUCUGGCCAGGCACAUUGAUGUCUGCCGCCAUGUUCUCAACCCUCCACAAGCAGGAAAACAAGCCCGCCAACGGUUGGACAAUCAGUCGCUGGAACUUCUUCUACAUUGUCUGGAUAGGCGCCUUUGUUUUUUACUUCCUGCCCGGACUCUUGAUGCCGGCUCUCAGUUACUUUAGUGUCAUUACUUGGUUUGCGCCAAAGAACGUCAUCAUUGCGAACCUCUUUGGCGUCACCUCUGGCCUGGGCUUGUUCCCCAUGACUUUUGACUGGGCGCAAAUCACGUACGUCGGCUCGCCCUUGCUCGUACCCUUCUGGGCAGCUGUCAACGUCGUGGCCGGGCUCGUGGUUGUCAUGUGGUUCAUUGCACCGCUCUGCUACUAUGCCAACGUCUUAUACUCAUCAUACAUGCCGAUUCUCUCCACCGCCGUCUUUGACAACACCGGUAAAGUCUAUGACGUCAGUCGGAUCCUCACACCUGACUUUUUAUUUGACCGCGACGCCUAUCGCAGCUACAGCCGUGUCUUUUUGCCCGUGACCUACAUGCUCAGCUAUGGCGUGCAGUUUGCUGGUCUCGCGGCGCUGCUCACGCACACGUUGUGCUGGCAUGGUAGCGAUAUAUGGCAUACGUGGAAGCGUGCCCUCGCCGAAGCGCGCGAGGAGGCGAGCAAUGCCUCGUACGAGCCGCUCUCGGGCACACCCAUGGAGGCGGGCGGCGAGGCGGCGGAGCCGGACCCUCUGUCGCGCCGCGACAGCUACGGCAAUCGCUCCGCGCAGUCGGGCUACGACGACCUCCUCAGCCGCGAGGACAUCCACAGCCGGCUCAUGAAGCGCUAUAAAGAUGCGCCGCUGAGCUGGUACCUCAUAACAUUUCUCUCCAUGACGGCCGUCGGCAUCUUCCUUGUCGAGUACUACCCCAUCCACCUCCCCUGGUACGGGCUGCUGCUGGCGCUCGCCAUUGGCGCCGUCUUCUUCAUCCCUAACGGCAUCAUCAUGGCCGUCACGAACCAGCACAGCAGCAUCUACCUGAUCUGCCAGCUCAUCUGCGGCGUCGUCUUCCCCGGGCGGCCCAUUGCCAACAUGGUCUUUGUCACGUACGGCUACAUUUCCUCGGCGCAGGGCAUCAAGUUUGCCGCCGACCUCAAGCUCGGCCACUACAUGAAGAUACCCCCGCGCAUCAUGUUCAUGGUGCAGGUCAUCGCCACCUUGAUCUCGUCCGUCACCCAAAUCGGCGUCCUCAACUGGAUGUUUGUCAAUGUGCGCGGCAUCUGUACCGCCGAGGCCGUCAACGGCUUCACCUGCCCGAUUGCGCGCGUCCAUUUCAACGGCUCCAUCCUCUGGGGCGUCGUCGGGCCCGGCGAGUUCUUUGGGCCCGGCGCCAUCUACCGCACCCUCGUCUGGUGCUUCCCGCUCGGCGCCCUGCUGCCCAUCCCCCUCUGGCUGUACAGCCGCCGCCGCCGCGGCAGCAUCGUCCGCAAGAUCAACCUCCCCGUCAUCUUUGGCGCCAUGGCCUGGAUCCCGCCGGCCACUGGCCUCAACUUUUCUGUCUGGGCCCUUGUCUGCUACGUGUUCAACUAUGUCAUCAAGCGCCGCGCCGGCGCCUGGUGGGCCAAGUACACCAUGACCCUCAGCGCCGCCCUCGACUCGGGCCUCGCCUUUGGCAUCGUAGUCGUCUUUUUUGGCUUCAUCUACCCCGGCUGGAUGGCCGACUUUCACUGGUGGGGCACAGAAGUCUACAAGCAGGGCUGCGACUGGCAGGCCUGCUCGUACAAGACGGUGCCGGAUGGCGGGCACUUUGGACCGCCCGAGUGGUAA
Messenger RNA from Cordyceps militaris CM01, 2913 nucleotides. RefSeq names its product Oligopeptide transporter OPT. The coding region runs from base 1 to 2913 and encodes 970 amino acids. The record is from RefSeq and is a predicted model, not a curated record. NCBI's taxonomy places the organism in Eukaryota, Fungi, Ascomycota, Sordariomycetes, Hypocreales, Cordycipitaceae. Gene Ontology annotation, biological process: transmembrane transport. The transcript has 2 exons. Gene Ontology annotation, molecular function: oligopeptide transmembrane transporter activity.